Molecule: messenger RNA, 2097 nt
Organism: Bursaphelenchus okinawaensis
Lineage: Eukaryota; Metazoa; Nematoda; Chromadorea; Rhabditida; Aphelenchoididae
Source: the annotation of a GenBank genome assembly
AUGAUUUCGUUGACCCGACUGGCGACUUGGCGACUUCGCCUUAGACGGCUUUGUGGCUUAUCACUAACUCCGCUCAGUUCGUAAGUCAUUCCUCUCUCGCCCUUUUUUUGUAAUUCUUGCUAUUUUUACAGACGACUAAGAAACUCGGGUUGUGCUGUUCCCAAUACUCCACCAAACGCGCCAAUCGAAAUGGAUCAGGUUGUGGCGAUGCGGGACUUUGUUGAACGUGUUGACAACUUUCUGGAGAAUGGCUUCACCGAGGUUAACAUGGAUUUUGCAGUGAGUUUUCAAUUCAAUUGAUUGGUUUUUAGAAUUGAUGGUUCUUUUUAUUGUCAAUGUUUGGAAAUAUAAAGCAGUCUAAAAGAUGGCGAAUUUGUCUAAAAAUGUUAUAAAAUUGAUUCAUCUGCAUUGCAAAGGUCAUUGUGUGAACUUUUUGAAUUGACUUGAAGAAUGUUUAUAUUUUUUAUCAAAGGAAAGGGAAUGGUUUUAUCGUUUUUGUGACAUUAAUGCUUGAGGGUUCAUUUCUCGUAUUGUUAUAGUCUUUUCAAAAAGCUUAUUGUUUUUUAUUUGAAGCUAAACAUAAAAGAUACUUUUUAGAAGCUCCGCAGCACUCAAGACGACUUCCAACUAGAGAAUGAGUACUCAAUGUCAGAUGGCUUCUCCAAUGUUCUUCUCAACAGAUAUCGUGAUGUUGUACCUUGUAAGUUGACAAUCAUACAUUUCAAUAUUUUUAAAAUUUAGAUAACAAGAACAGGAUAAAGUUAAAAGACCGCGAAGCUCCGGACGGAGACUACAUUAACGCAUCGUUUAUCGAAUAUCCAGAUGUGGAAAGGAAGUAUAUUGCAGCUCAAGCACCUCUGGCCAAUACUAUUGAUGACUUUUGGUACAUGAUUGGUCAGAAUAACAUUAAAGUAGUAGUCAUGUUGUGCAAAACAUUUGAAAAUUCAAUGGUAAGUUUUAUUUUUGUUUGCUAAAACCGUACUUUGAAGAUUUUGGUGCGUUUGACUGUUUAUUUGAUCUAAAUUUAUUAUUUUUAGUCAAAAUGUGUCCAAUACUAUCCAGAAAACGUGGGUGAAACUAUGGACAUUGCUCACGGUUCUGUAGAAACUUUGAAAGAAGACAAAUUUGAUGAGUUUUCGAUCAGGGAGUUGAAGUUUUCACACGAAAAGUUUGGUGAGAAUGUUAUUUAUCAACUUCAUUAUACGGAAUGGCCUGACCAUGGAUGUCCGAAUGGGUUGGAUCAGGUGUUCCGAUUUGUGGAGUUGAUGGACGAUUAUCAGAUCAAGUAUGCUGAAGAUAAGAGUCCGGUUUUGUUACAUUGUUCUGCUGGCUGUGGACGGACUGGCACGGUGGUCGGCGUCGACAUAUUCAGAACAUUAAUACGAGAAAACGUAAGUUUUUUUUGUUCUUUAAGGUCGAAAAGUUCAGAGAAUAACUAUGUUUUGAAUAUUAUUUAUUUUUCCUUUUUUUUGCAAAUUUUGCCUAAAGUAAUGACAACGGAAGGAUUUUUAAGUUUGUUCUACGUUUUAUGUCAUUUUUUUUGCUAAAUUCGACCUUAUCGAUGUAAAAUGAGUUUAAAUGUAGGUCUUACUGUAAUAUACAGUUAUCAAAUUUCAGAAAAUCAACACCAAAAUUGAUCUCCGCGAGUUCGUCCUUACCUUACGAAAACAACGAACUGCCUUCGUGCAGUCAGCCGUAAGUGAAUCGAUUAAAGGUAUAGUGAACCGAUUUCAGUCUCAAUAUCAAUUACUUCACAAAUUGGUGGCUCAUUACUGUAAAUUGGCGUUGGACGCGGCGGAUUCUGCGAACAAGGCGGAGGAGGUGGUGGAGAAAUGUGAUACCGAUGAUACGAACGUCGAUGCAAAGACGAGUAGCGAGAAUAAUCAACAAUUAGAGGAAGAGGAAACCGUAAGUUAAAUGACGCGUAAUUUGAGAGGUGUAAUCGGGGUGUAAAGUCGAAAUUUUAAACUUUUAGUAUACGAAAACUUUAUUUUUUGCAGAUUUUGUAAAUUUAAAAUUUUAAUAUUGUUACAAUUUGAAAGUUUAAGUCUAAUUACUACGUAACAAACUCAAUUUCAGGUCAAUGUCCGUCUCUAG